Brassicogethes aeneus is the source of this 1073-nucleotide messenger RNA. The record is from the annotation of a GenBank genome assembly. NCBI's taxonomy places the organism in Eukaryota, Metazoa, Arthropoda, Insecta, Coleoptera, Nitidulidae.
AUCCUGUCCUAGGUAUCCUUUACUCGAGUAUACUCUGACAGUUUUUAGUGACUAAUUUCACAUGUAUUGUGAUUUUAAUAAGUGAGGUUAACGUACAACCAAUAAUUAUAAUUGUUUAUCAUAUUCUACAAUUUUUCAUUACCAUUCUGAUUUAAAUAUAUUUGACGAAUAGGAUACAUUAUGUCCGUGACAGACUUAUGUGAGGCACAAAAGGCUCUAGAAAAAGUCCUAGGUGAAGAUCUACUAGACGAAUACAUUGCCCAAACUCUCAAAUGGCUCUCAUUCAGCAACCCCAUCACAAAAGAUGAAUUUGAUCGAAAUGUCCGCAAAAUAUUUAUUAAUGAUGAACAAGUACAUUGUCAUAACCACUUUAUUUUGACUUUAUUAAAACGCAUCAACAUGAACAAACAUAAAAUUCACAGACAUGAAAACAAUGGCUUUGAGUAUGCUGAAUAUGCAAGCUAUGUGCAGCAAAGCAGUCCUGCUGCAAUGCCUGCUGAUGUUGAAUACAGAAGUGCUGCUGCAGAGUUGUUUAUGCCUGAUAGUGGAUUUGUUUCGAGCAGAAUUGCUAUAUCUAUGUGGCAGAAUAAUAUGUAUGGAGCUAAUGAAAAUGUUACAGAAGUAAUUAUUUAUGCUUGUCAAAUGUUUAUAAAGAAUAUUAUCACUGCUAUGUUGAGUAAAAAAAAGGGUUACAAGAUUAGGGAUGGAAAGUUGCAGUAUGGGUUCAAUCAACCAAUACCAAACCCAUUUUUGAAAAACUUUUCAAAUUUAUCUGAUCAUACCAGAGCUCCUAAGGUUUUGGUACCCAAUGAAGAUGAUUCUUUUAUACCAAAGUUUAAGCAAUCUUUGGAUAGUAUAGAGCAACAAGUGGCAUUUGCAUAUUCCUGCUCCAAAAGAAGAAAGACAGACAAUGUAUUGACUGUGCAAUUGUUAUAUGAUACCUUGAGGGAAAAUCCUAAAAUUUUAGGGUUGUAUUCUAUACAGUGUGUUAGUAUGUUAAAGUUAGGAAUGCAGUUGGAUGAAUGACAGUUCAAAGCUAUGAAUGAGAAUGGAAAACAAAAAAUUGACCAAGG